Messenger RNA from Striga asiatica, 570 nucleotides. Lineage: Eukaryota; Viridiplantae; Streptophyta; Magnoliopsida; Lamiales; Orobanchaceae. The record is from the annotation of a GenBank genome assembly.
AUGCACAAGGCUUCUUGGGAUAAUUUGGCUAGGGAUAAGGAGGAAGAGGGGCUGGUGCUUAGAGAUCUUAGUGAUUUUAAUGAAGCUUUGCUGGUUAAGGGUUUUUAUUCUUGGCUGUGGAGAUGUUGGUUAUGGGCUAGGAUGUCUUUGAACUUAAGGAGGUUGGAGUCUGAUAUUGUGAUGGAGGCUAGAGCUAAAUGGUUGGUGUUCAUUGAUCUUUAUGAUGCACUGAAUAUUUAUCAAGGGAGGUGGACAAUUAAGGCCAGAGUUACAUCAAAGGACGAGCUCAGGCACUAUAAUAAUCCUAGAGGUGAUGGCAAAGUUUUCUCUUUUGAUCUUCUUGAUUCUAAUGGAGGAGAAAUAAGAGUAACUUGCUUCAAUUCCGUAGCGGAUCAAUUUUAUGAUCAAAUUGAGCCUGGCAGAGUUUACAUGAUCUCAAGAGGCACGCUGAAACAUUCUCAGAAGGCUUUCAAUCACCUACAUAAUGAUCACGAAAUAAUGUUUGACAGUACCUCGACUGUGCAGCCAUGCUUUGAUGAUGAUAAUAUACUGAAUAUACUGAAAAUAUAA